AUGAUUAUCAACACCAACACCAUGAAUGGUAACAUGAAUCUGUGCCAACUCUCACUUGCUACACUAUAUCUCUGCUUGCUCAUCACAAUCACCGUCGUAACUAGUAAUCCGACUUACUUCACAGUCGGCAUCUCCAUCAAUUGUGGCUCAUCUAAAACUUCUGCAGCACGCAGCGGAAAGGAAUGGCAAGGAGAUAUACAACCAAGAUUCUCUGCCUCGCUGCAGUUAAAGGGCUCAUCAAUGAUUUCCACUGUCAUCCAUAAGUUGACCUCUGCAGAUCCUGUUCCCCACAAGACAGCCCGGCUCUCGCGUUCCCAGUUCUCCUACCUGUUUCAAGUCAACCCAGGACAGAAAAUUAUCCGCCUUCACUUCAAUUCCGCUACAUAUAGAGGCUUUGAAGGGAUAGUCGACUUAUUCUCCGUUGAAGCCGGUCCCUUUACCUUGCUGAGUGACUUUAGCGCUUCGCUCACUGCUGAUGCUCUUGGAUUGGAUACCUUUGUGAAGGAGUUUUCUGUAAACAUACAAGAAAACCAACACCUCAUCAUAAGCUUCUCUCCCAAAAGUAGUCAAACAUUAGAUACGUACGCCUUCAUAAAUGGCAUCGAGAUUAUAGGUGGCUAUGGGGUCCUGGCUAGUUCAAAUCCCCUGCCUCCUGCUCAGGUUUCACCAUCCCAGAUAAUCCGAGCUUUCCUUGCAUCUCUUGUUCGUAGAAAUGCAACUGCAGCUAUAGUAAUAACAAUAGUAUCUUUAUUAAGUAUCAUUGUUCACAAGCUUAGAGAAAUCUGGGAAGAUAGCAGCACUGAGGAAGAAAACAAACCAUCACCCAAGGCUGCACGAUUCUGCCGUCGUUUUUCUCUAGCUGAGAUCCAACAGGCAACCAGAUAUUUCUGCAAGGAGCGUUUAAUUGGAAGGGGUGGGUUUGGUAAUGUCUACAGAGGCCUCAUUGAUGAAGGCCAAACGACUGUCGCUAUUAAGAAGUUAAAUCCAAACUCUAUGCAGGGGGCACGUGAGUUUUUGACAGAAAUUGAAACACUUUCUGAGUUGCGACAUGUUAAUCUAGUUUCUCUGAUAGGCUACUGCAAUGAGCAUGGGGAAAUGAUUCUCGUUUAUGAUUAUAUGGCUGGUGGGACACUGGGGAAUCACAUCUACAAACCUUCAAGGAAAAGACGCCACAUUUCUUCUCUCACGUGGAAACAACGCCUUAAUAUCUGCAUUGGGGCCGGUCGGGGGUUAGACUAUCUCCACACGGGCCAUGGAGUGAUACAUCGCGAUGUAAAAGCUUCAAACAUCCUUCUGGAUGAAGACUUGGUAGCUAAAGUUUCUGAUUUUGGUCUGGCAAAACCUGAGGAUGGAAGAAAGUUACAAACUCAUGUUAGCACAAAUGUUAAAGGCACGAGGGGUUAUUUAGACCCACAUUAUUUCCACACUCGUAAACUAACAAGGAAAAGUGACACGUACGCGUUUGGGGUAGUGUUGUUUGAAGUAUUGUGUGGGAGACCAGCAGUGGAUUUAGGGGUAACAGAGGACGAGCAGAUUUUGAGCAUGUGGGCUCAAGAUAAGAACAGCAAGGGAGAAGUUGAUCAGAUUGUAGAUUUGAACUUGAGGGAUGAGAUUUCUCCAGAUAGCCUCAAGAUAUUUGUGGAGCUUGCUGAAAGGUGCUUAGAGGACGAACCGAACAACCGGCCAACGAUGUCCCAAGUUGUGCAGCAGCUUGAGCUUGCACUUGAGCAACAGGAAAGCAAACGAAUUUUGGCUUCGAAUGAGACAUCAAGUUCAUAUGAAGAAACUGGACAAUCAGCUGACUCAGGGCAGUCAUCAGUGUCCAAUAUAGAACUGCAAAUUCUCACAUGCACCCCGAAAGGGCAAACUAGCCACCAGGUGGCUGAUACUAAGGUAUCAAGAUUUUGGUCGCGGAAUAGAAGUAAUUCAUCCAGGGAAACUGAACUAUUACUAUCAGAAAUCAGAGAAGCAAAUCUAAAAGUGACAGUAUUUGAUUGGCAUACACUUUCAGUUGCUACUAAUCGUUUCUCCUCCUCAAAUGAAGUUGGAAAGGGUGGAUUUGGUCAUGUUUACAAGGGUGUGCUACCUACAGGACAAGUAGUUGCCGUGAAAAGGCAUUCGACAUCUCCUGCGCAAUCACUCAAGGAGUUCAAAAAUGAAAUUCUUUUGCUUCCCAAUCUUCACCAUCAAAACGUUAUCAAACUACUUGGCUACUGCAUUCAUGGCAGAGAGUCACUCCUUGUAUAUGAGUUCAUGGAAAACAUAAGUCUAGAUACAUUUAUAGGUGACAAGAAACGGCAACACUUUCCAUGGCCAGUACGGUUCAACAUCAUAAAGGGGAUAGCUCGAGGACUUGUUUAUCUACAUCAAGGUUCUAGAUUCAGAGUCAUUCACGGAGAUCCCAAAUCAAGCAACAUUUUACUGGACCAUGAGAUGGUUCCUAAAAUUUCAGACUUUGGCUUUUCUAUGAAAUUGUUAGAACAUGACUCCGAACUAGAAACAGGAAUAGCUGCAGGUACCAAAUUCUAUAUAUCUCCAGAGCGUUUAAAACACGGCAAAGUUUCAGUUAAAUCAGAUGUUUACAGCUUCGGAGUUGUGAUACUGGAGAUUGUGAGUGGGCACACAGCAUGGAGAUCUUAUACGCUAAGCAAGAUGAACAUUCAUGACUAUGCACGGAAACUGCGAAGUGAUGGGAAAGUGCUAGACCUGGUAGAUGGCUCACUUGGUGGGGAAUUUCCAGCCGAUGAAGCACUGAGGUGCAUUCGAGUUGGUUUGCGGUGCACCUUAGAGCAUCCACACGACCGACCAAGCAUGCGUAGUGUGCUCAAAAUGUUGGAGAAAGAGGCCCUCUGAUGCAGCAACAAGAGCCAUGGCAGAGGACUUGUUAAGAAUAACUUCAAAAUUUCUCUUGGUAAAUAUGCAGGUGAGCUGUUGAUGAGAAAUUGCUCCUCCAAAAUUGAUGCUUAAUCCCUCAGACUCUGUCAUUAACUGCAU
Messenger RNA from Salvia miltiorrhiza (redroot sage), 2994 nucleotides. RefSeq names its product receptor-like protein kinase FERONIA. Gene Ontology annotation, biological process: protein phosphorylation. The coding region runs from base 1 to 2853 and encodes 950 amino acids. The record is from RefSeq and is a predicted model, not a curated record. Lineage: Eukaryota; Viridiplantae; Streptophyta; Magnoliopsida; Lamiales; Lamiaceae. Gene Ontology annotation, molecular function: protein kinase activity; ATP binding. The transcript has 6 exons.